Messenger RNA from Pyricularia grisea, 1548 nucleotides. RefSeq lists its product as uncharacterized. The record is from RefSeq and is a predicted model, not a curated record. Lineage: Eukaryota; Fungi; Ascomycota; Sordariomycetes; Magnaporthales; Pyriculariaceae. Gene Ontology annotation, cellular component: cytoplasm; mitochondrial inner membrane. Gene Ontology annotation, biological process: pyrimidine ribonucleotide biosynthetic process; 'de novo' pyrimidine nucleobase biosynthetic process. Bases 1 to 1548 code for a protein of 515 amino acids. Gene Ontology annotation, molecular function: dihydroorotate dehydrogenase activity. The transcript has a single exon.
AUGGCAUCUAACGCUCGCAUUCUGCGUCUCUCUCGCUCCACGCCAUCAUUUAACAAUACCGGACGACUUCGGUUCCAGCCCGCACGCCGAUACGCCUCGACAAUUCCUCCUUCUUCCGAAACUCCAGUGCAAUCUUCUAUUCUUAGCCCAGGCGCACGCGUCUUCCUCUACUCGGCAGCAACAGCCGUAACCGCCUACGCAACAUACCUAUACGCGACCGACACCCGCGCCAACCUCGUGCACCGGUACAUCGUCCCACCGUUGCUGCGUACCCUUGUCCCUGACGCCGAGGAUGCACACCACUUUGGCACCGCGGCCAUGAAGGCCAUGUUCAACAUGGGAUUGCACAUCCGCGAUCGCACCGUCGCCACGGACGAGCCGAUCCUAGGCGUCACCGUCUUCGGCCGAAGGCUAUCCAACCCCGUCGGCAUCAGCGCUGGCCUGGAUAAGGAUGCCCAGAUCCCUGACGCUCUCUUCGCCGUUGGUCCGGCUGUCGUCGAGGUCGGCGGCAUCACCCCGCACCCGCAAAGUGGCAACCCGAAGCCCCGCGUCUUCCGUGUCCCCACGCUUGAGGGCAUGGUCAACCGCUACGGGCUCAACAGCGCAGGCGCCGACGCCGUCGCCCGUACGCUCCGCGCCCGUCUGCGGUCCUUUGCACGCGAAAAUGGCCUGACCGAGGCCGACGUGUUGGAGGGCCGCGCGGGCGUCCCUGUCGGCUCCCUGGCCCCCGGCAGGCUGCUGUGCGUGCAGGUGGCCAAGGCCAAGGAGACGGACGAGGCGGACAUUGAGGCUGUGGCGAGGGACUACACGCGAUGCGUCGAGCGGCUCGCCCCCUACGCCGACGUGCUCGUCGUCAACGUCAGCAGCCCCAACACCCCCGGCCUUCGGGACCUGCAGCGCUCGGGCCCGCUGGCCAGCAUUCUGUCGGCUGUUGUGGGCGAGGCCAAGGCCGCCGCCGCUCGGUGCGGGAGGGCGGCCGACCCACCUCGGGUCAUGGUGAAGGUCUCUCCCGACGAGGACUCCGACGCCCAGGUCGAGGGCGUAGUGGAGGCCGUCUGGGGGAGCGGCGUCGACGGGGUCAUCGUUGGCAACACAACUAAGCGCCGCGACGUCAUCCCGCCCCGCGUCCUGCUUUCCGGCAAGGAGGUCGAGAACCUGCACGAGACGGGCGGUUUCUCAGGUCCUGCCCUGUUCGACCGGACCGUGGCGCUAGUGGCCAAGUACCGCAAGGCACUGGACGGGCAUUCGUUUAGCGCCGGAGGAGCCGGUCGUCCUGCAGCGGCGGCGGUCGAGGCGGGUGCCAAUCUGGAGGAGGUAUCCGCCCAGGCUGGAGCUGCGGCUGUUGUUGUCCCGCCGCCGACCAAGAAGGAGCGGGAUGAGCAAAAGGUAAUUUUUGCCACGGGUGGUAUCACGAACGGGGAGCAGGCCUUGGCGGUGCUGAAUGCGGGCGCCAGCGUGGCAAUGAUUUACACGGGGAUGGUGUACGGUGGUAUCGGGACGGUCACGAGGAUAAAGAGCGAGAUGAAGAAGCAGCUGACGCAGAGCUGA